Molecule: messenger RNA, 1641 nt
Organism: Manduca sexta (tobacco hornworm)
Lineage: Eukaryota; Metazoa; Arthropoda; Insecta; Lepidoptera; Sphingidae
Product: putative fatty acyl-CoA reductase CG5065
Exons: 13
Coding region: 44-1585 (513 amino acids)
Biological process (GO): long-chain fatty-acyl-CoA metabolic process
Cellular component (GO): peroxisome
Molecular function (GO): alcohol-forming very long-chain fatty acyl-CoA reductase (NADP+) activity
Source: RefSeq, a predicted model, not a curated record
CAGACGAUUGUGAACGUCUGGACCGAGCGGAUUGUAAAAAAACAUGGGGUUCCUUGAAAACAGAGACGCUGGGUCAUUACCCACUAUACCACAGUUUUUUAAAGGCAAAACUGUGUUUAUCACUGGAGGAUCAGGGUUUAUCGGCAAGGUCCUGGUUGAGAAGCUCCUAUAUUCAUGUUCAGGGAUCGACAGGAUCUACCUCCUGUUGCGGAGCAAAAAGAAUGUCAGUCCAGAAGACAGACUCAAUGAUAUUUAUUCUACUGCCUGUUUCGACAGACUCCGCAAGGAGAAACCAGGCAUCUUCGAAUCGAAAGUGUUCGUUAUCUCUGGAGACGUGAUGGAACCAGGAUUAGGCCUCUCUGAGGAAGAUCGAGCUCUUCUAAUCAACAGAGUAAACAUUAUUUUCCAUGUUGCUGCGAGUGUCAGAUUUGAUGACCCUAUGAAAUUUGCCGUGAAACUGAAUCUUAACGGGACCAAGCAGGUUGUGGACCUAGCGAAGAACAUUGUGGAUUUGUCGGUUCUGGUCCACGUGUCUACUUCUUACUCCAACACGAACCGCGAGUUGAUAGAGGAAGUGAUCUACCCAGCGCAUGCCGACUGGCGCGACACCCUGGCGAUAUGUGAAACUCUUGAUGAGCACACCAUACGCCUCCUCACUCCUAAAUAUAUAGGGGAAUUGCCCAAUACAUAUACAUUCUCGAAACAGCUCGCAGAGCACGUGGUUUACGAGGAGAAGGGUAAACUGCCCGCAGUCAUCGUCAGACCUUCAAUCGUGAUUUCGAGUGCUGACGAGCCUAUGGAAGGAUGGAUCGAAAAUUUCAACGGACCUGUUGGUAUACUAGUCGCUUGUGGAAAAGGUAUAAUGCGGACGCUACACACAAAACCCGAUCUUAUUUCUGACUACAUACCGGUAGAUCUAUGCGUCAAGAAUAUUAUUGCCUCAGCUUGGGCUAGAGGUACUAAGAAAUUAGAGCCAGAAGAUGAUAUCCAAAUAUAUAAUUGCUGCUCAGGUGAUUUGAAUACCAUACUUAUGAAGGAUCUAAUAACCAUGGCUAAGGAUGUAGGCGCCAAUCUGCCGAUUAGUGGCUCCCUCUGGAGUGUAGGAGGAAGCAUUAGCACUUCAGAAACGAUUUAUUAUAUACGGGUGUUACUUCAGCACCUUCUACCAGCAUUAUUUGUAGACUUACUGCUGUUUUUACUUGGAAAGAAACCGAUUUUGAUCAAAGUCCAACGACGAAUCUACAUAGCGAAUCUCGCCCUCCGCUACUACAUAACCAAGCAAUGGACAUUCGACAACACGAACUUCGUCGCCCUCAGAUCGUUUUUAAAAGAAGAGGACAAACAUGAUUUCUAUUACGACAUAGAGAAUCGAGAUAAGGUGGAAUAUUUCACCAAAUGCUGUAUUGGAGGAAGGAGAUAUUUGCUAAAAGAGAAAGACGAAGAUCUACCAAAAGCCCAGGCACAUUACAGAAGGAUGGUCAUAAUCGACAAAGUGGUGCAAGUACUGUUCUUCGGUGGUUUGAUGUGGUGGCUCAUAAAAGUAGGGGCAUGGUACUUUGGACAGCGCCGUGCAGUGAUUGUGUGAUAAAUAAUUAUAUAAUUAAUUUUCUAGAAAUAUAAUAAAAUGUACGUGUUGUAUUU